Prorocentrum cordatum is the source of this 895-nucleotide messenger RNA. The record is from the annotation of a GenBank genome assembly. Lineage: Eukaryota; Dinophyceae; Prorocentrales; Prorocentraceae.
GCAGGCGCCCGGAACUGGGCGAGGGCCUGCCGACUGGCAUGCGGGCCGUGCAGGACUGCGCAGGACCUGUACGUGCAGCAGCUCGCCGCCAUCGCCGCCCGGCGCCCGGCGGCCGGCGGCGAGACGGCCGAGGAGAUCGCGGCUCGCUGGGCAGAGGCGCUCAAGGCCAUGGACCCCCAGCAGUUCCCAGUCCGCAUCGAGGGCAUCCUGCCGGUCCCGAGCGCCGUGGGCGACCAGGAGGUGCCGAAGGGAGGCCCUGGUGCGCCCGGGCUCGCCCUCGCGCGCCGCCGAGCUGGCGGCCACGGCCCGCGCGCUGGGCGCGGGCGGAGGCGUCCCGAGGGCGACGUCCGAGGCGGCCCUGCCCUCAUUGGCGGGCCCCGCCUCGCGGAGGAGACCGCGGCCCCGCGGCGGCAGCAGCCGCGAGGCGAGUCGGAGGCCGAGACCCACAAGCGGGCCGAGGCCCUCCUGGCCACGCGGCCCGGCAGCGCCCCGGAGCCCAAGGGCGACAGGCUGCGCAGGGUGUCCUCGGCCCCGGCAGCCCGAGCAGGCUCCAAGCCCGUCCGCGUCCUCCUGACGGGCGCGGGCGCGCCCUUGGCUGGCGCCGGGCCGACGGUGACCUCCGCUGCCACGAAGCGGUGACGCGCGCCUGGCGCCGCCGUGCGGGCGCCCCGCUGUCCCCCCCGCCGUCCUGUCUCCCUCCUCCCAAAGAGCGGGCUCCUGCCUCGCCCGCUCGUUCGUCUCACCUGCUUCCCCGUCGUGUCCGCGCCCAUGCCCUCCCCUGUGCGCUUCCCUGUGCUGUCCUGUGUCCUCGGCGACUGCACUUUGGCCGGACUUGUGCGCGCCGCCCCGGCCCGGCGCUGUGCCCUGCGGCGGCGGGCCUGCGGCAGCAGCAGAA